CCUUCACUGCCUUCUGAGGCAGAGAAUUCCACAGAUUCACAACUUUCUGGGUGAAAAAGUUUUCCCUCAUCUCCGUUCUAAAUGGUUUACCCCUUAUUCUUAAACUGCGUACCCUGGUUCUGGACUCCCCCAACAUCGGGAAUAUGUUUCCUGUCUCUAGCGUGUCCCAGUAACUCAGGGGGUCGGGCAGCAUAAAGAAUCAGACAGAAGAAAGGUGUAGGAAAGAAUUGCAGAUGCUGGUUUAAAUCGAAGGUAGACACAAGGUAGAAGGUCUGAAGAAGGGUCUCGACCCGCAACGUCACCCAUUCCUUCUCUCCACAGAUGCUGCCUGUCCCGCUGAAUUACUCCAGCUUUUGUGUCUGUCUCGAGUAUAAUGAAUGCCGGAUGCACAGUACAAAGUUAGAUUAUUCCUUACCAAACGCAUACUUCUUUGAGUAACUCCAAACCGUCAACAGAAAUGGUUGUGGGCACGGCAAGUGAAAUUAAUCCUUAUCUUAGUUAAGACGGAGAUAACGAGGAACUGCAGGCGCUUGAAUCUUGAGUAAAACAUGAAGUGCCUGGAGGAACUCAGUGGGUCAGGCAGCGUCUGGGGAGGGAGAUAGACAGGCGUUUCAGGUCGGGGCCCUUCUUUAGACUGAUUGGUGUAGGGAUGAGAUCAAUUAAGACCGGGUUUAAAACAAUGUUGCAUCGUACUCCUGAGAACUCAUGAAUGGAGUUCCAGCCAACGGAAGCAGGGUUUACAUCACCCAAAUGAAAACGCGGAGAAAUACUUAGAAACUGUUGAAAACACUAACAAAUUAAAGGUUCAGAUUGAUGACCUGUUGUUACUCUAUCAGACCGUGCUAUAGGAUAUUGAGUCCCGUCCUAAGCACGAAGUCAAUGCUUCUUGCUACUAAGUGUUCCGCUUUGGUCCUGACUAAUGAUCGUAAAGGCGCACUCUUUCUCCGUCUUAACUCUGUUCUCUGUCCACAGAUGUCUUUGCCGCUCCCUGCAACGCACUGAUUCCACCAUGCCCAUCAUUUCCCGAGGCAGCGACAACUACAGUAACCUGAGCGACUCGUCGUGUAGUACCUUGAAUCAGAUUGCUCCCUUAAUACACGUUGAGACUUGCCCUGCCAAAGGGGCUUUCUAUCGACGGUCCGCAAGGGUCCGCCGUGCAAGUCAAGCGAGCUCCACCGAUCAGAAGCGGCACAUCAUCCUCAACGUGGGGGGCACCAAGUACUUGGUGCCUUGGCUAACUUUGGAUGAGUUCCCACUGACCAGACUCGGGAGAUUAAAGUUUUGCCGCAACUAUGAAGAAGUCGUGCAGAUCUGCGACGAUUACGACGAGGCGUCCAACGAGUAUUUCUUCGACCGGAACCCGUGCGCUUUUCGCAUGAUCAUCACUUUCAUAUCUGCUGGGAAGCUGCGGCUUCUGAGGGAGAUGUGCGCCCUUUCCUUCCAAGAAGAGCUGGCGUACUGGGGCGUGGAUGAGGCCAACCUUGAGGCAUGUUGCCGCAGGAAGCUCAUUCAGAGAGCCCGAGAGGUGGCCAAGAUCAGGCGAGGAGAGACAGUGGAGGUGGAGAAUGAUGAGACCAAUGUCCUCCCGGUCGCCCACAGCAAGUUGAGUCAUUUCAUGAACAAACUCCGAGAUAUGGUGGAGAAUCCUCAGUCUGGACUUCCUGGCAAAGUGUUUGCCUGCGUCUCCAUUAUAUUUGUCACUAUAACGGUAGUUAGUCUUUGCAUUAGUACAAUGCCAGAUUUAAAGUCGGAAGAAGACCGGGAUAAAUGUUCCCAGAGGUGCUAUAACAUGUUUAUAAUAGAAACCAUCUGCGUAGCCUGGUUUUCCCUGGAGUUUGUGUUACGUUUUAUUCAGGCUCGAAGCAAGUGGCAGUUUCUGCGGGGCCCCUUGAACAUCAUCGACAUAUUGGCAAUUCUUCCGUAUUACGUGUCGCUCCUGGUCGACAAAGGACCUGGAGACGGUUACAAAUCUUCAGGAAGCAACAUCUAUUUGGAAAAACUGGGGCUGGUGCUGCGAAUAUUGCGGGCCUUGAGGAUUUUGUACGUCAUGCGCCUGGCCAGGCAUUCCUUGGGACUUCAGACGUUGGGCCUUACCGUUCGGCGCAGCAUCCGUGAGUUUGGACUCCUCCUUCUCUUCCUCUGCGUGUCCGUCACGCUGUUUGCGCCUCUCGUGUACCUUGCGGAGAAUAAGGUGGAGAAAGGAGGAGGCUUCAGCAGCAUCCCGGCCUCCUAUUGGUGGGCCAUCAUUUCCAUGACGACGGUCGGAUACGGUGACAUGGUGCCUCAGAGUAUACCGGGUCGGGUAGUGGCUCUGAGCAGCAUCCUCAGCGGGAUCCUCAUAAUGGCGUUUCCCGCAACCUCUAUUUUCCAUGCCUUUUCCUUUGCGUAUUUGGAACUAAAACAAGAGCAGGAGAGAGCCCAGGCUCGGCUGAAAUGCAUCCAAAAGGCAGAAAAGCAUUCCGAGAAUGAAGGAUUAAAUGACACGAGCAAUUGUGUUUCUGGAGACCCCGAUUGUUCCAGUGAACUUAGUGACAAAGAGAAAAAAUCUUUCAAUUACUUGUAAUUUUAAGGAUUGAUCCAAUAUUGCUUCUUACUUGUACCGAAUUACAUGAAUAUACAGCACUACGUGGCCAUUUGCCCAGGUAACCCGUGAUGGUGGUUUAUACUCCAUACAAAUCUACUCCCAUUCCAUCUACCUCAUCUCAGAUGUUCACAAUAUAUUUCUAUUCCCUCUCUCUAUCUCGUUUCAUUCUGAAUGCAUCCAAGAUCUCUGUCUUAAACGCUCCCAAAAACAGUGCAUUCCACUUGCCAACCUUUUCCUCAAAUAAAAAGACACCUAUUCUUAUUUUCCUUUUGGAAUUAUUAAUUACUAUCGUGCACUUAUGGCCCCUGGUUAAAGAUAGAUCAGCCAUGAUUGAAUAACGGCGUAGACCUGAUGGGCCAAAUGGCCUAAUUCUGCACCUUACUUAGAGCAUGAAUUUAUGAAUUUAUGGUAUUGGAUUCUUCAACGGGAAGUAUUGGGGGUAAAUAUUAACCCUCAUCUUUGGACGGGUCGUGAUUGGCUGAGAACUUGAAAUUAGACAAAAACCGGAAUCCGAUUUGCAUAAAAUCUGCUCCCUUCCUAUUAAAUUAAACGGCUGAAGGAGCGGCCAACCAGUCCUCACCUUGGAAGAGGGUCACGGGAUAAAGCCCCGAAAGGAAAUACAGUGCUUCCAUUUUAAAACAAAUUCCUUUUACGGUACCUCGUGAUAGCAGAAUUUCUAGGCUUUGAGAAAUCCAGCAAGUAACAAAAGGGCCAGUCCAACAGGUCAGUGCCUAAUGGAUCCAAAGAAGAACCAUAUGGGUCUACAUCCAACAAGAUUAAUCUGAUAAUUUCUGCAAUAUAUUCUAUGAUUGUUUAUUAUUUGCUUGAACCCCAUCUUGAGAACUACCUGUACUCUACCUGAGUGCUGCCCAUCCCACUAACAGCAAGUUCCUCUAAAUUUACAGGUCUGCCACCAAAAAUGAUUACUCUUGUGACCAACAUCUUCAAACCUCUGAGAUCCCACACAAGACGUGUGCAGUGAUCGCUCCCCCCUUGCCAUUUUCUGCAGCCCCAUCACCCUGUAACUACCACCUCCAUCCUUGACUCUUGCCUUCCACCUUGUAUCAUCUCUAGCCCCAAGGACAAUGUCUUUCUUCCUCACCGUUAGCUCCCUGAGGGAUCUCUCUCCAGCAAUACUCCCUUCUUCAUAACCUGGUCCUCUACUGAAUGUUGAAUGCUCCUCCAGGCAACGAGCAGCUAACAUAUAAACUUAGCUGGUUGCCAGCUACAAAACCUGAAGAAAUUAUUUGAAUAUUGAUUUCUCUAACGUCAAAUAACCCUUAAAUCCCUGUCCCACUUUCCUG
This is a messenger RNA of Leucoraja erinaceus (little skate), 3888 nucleotides long. RefSeq names its product potassium voltage-gated channel, subfamily G, member 4a (gene kcng4a). Gene Ontology annotation, cellular component: voltage-gated potassium channel complex; membrane. Gene Ontology annotation, biological process: protein homooligomerization; potassium ion transmembrane transport. Lineage: Eukaryota; Metazoa; Chordata; Chondrichthyes; Rajiformes; Rajidae. Gene Ontology annotation, molecular function: delayed rectifier potassium channel activity; protein binding. Bases 920 to 2563 code for a protein of 547 amino acids. The record is from RefSeq and is a predicted model, not a curated record. The transcript is spliced from 2 exons.